Molecule: messenger RNA, 784 nt
Organism: Silurus meridionalis
Lineage: Eukaryota; Metazoa; Chordata; Actinopteri; Siluriformes; Siluridae
Gene: urm1
Product: ubiquitin related modifier 1
Exons: 5
Coding region: 61-366 (101 amino acids)
Biological process (GO): protein urmylation; tRNA thio-modification
Cellular component (GO): cytoplasm; nucleus
Molecular function (GO): protein tag activity
Source: RefSeq, a predicted model, not a curated record
GAUAAAACGUAGUCAUUUCGUCACUUCUUGUAAACGCGGAUUUCUACUUCCGGUUUGAUCAUGGCGGCGCCCUUGGCGAUCCACCUGGAGUUCGGGGGAGGAGCCGAACUCCUGUUUGAUGGAGUCAAGGAUCAUCACGUGACACUUCCUAGCCAAUCAGAACCCUGGGACGUGAAGCAGCUGCUGGUGUGGAUUCGGGAGAACCUGCUGAAGGAGAGGCCCGAGCUCUUUGUGCAGGGGGAUUCUGUGAGACCCGGCAUUCUCAUAUUGAUCAACGAUGCAGACUGGGAGCUGAUGGGUGAGUUGAAGUACCAGCUUCAGGACCAGGACAAUAUUGUCUUCAUCUCCACACUACAUGGAGGUUAACAGGAUCUAACGGACACACACACAUGAAGGCGUAAAUACACACCAUAUAUUCUUGCCUUUAGUCUCAAUGCUCUACGCCACCCUUCCUCCAACCUCUCGACCAAUCAGACGAGCCCGUCUUGACUUUUUGUUUAUUUUAAAGCCCAAUUAAACAGCACAUCAGAGGGACGUUGGCGGAGACAGGGUCGUCUCGCUGCUCUACCUGCCCCUGGGUUCGAUGGACGUGGGGUCACAUCGGGGCGCAUUCAGAGGUCACUCUGUCUAGCCGACGUCCAGAUGGAUUCUCCAGAGACGUUUAGGAUUCACCGAUCGCUCUCACUCUCACCCCCAGAAAUGACACAAUUUCCAUUUUCAUGUGUUUUACAUCCGUUUUUUUUUCCUCCUGUUUUUGAAUGAAUAAAUGUGAUUAUUUUUAUAA